Molecule: messenger RNA, 1236 nt
Organism: Cryptococcus wingfieldii CBS 7118
Lineage: Eukaryota; Fungi; Basidiomycota; Tremellomycetes; Tremellales; Cryptococcaceae
Exons: 9
Coding region: 1-1236 (411 amino acids)
Biological process (GO): protein quality control for misfolded or incompletely synthesized proteins; mitochondrion organization
Cellular component (GO): mitochondrial inner membrane
Molecular function (GO): ATP-dependent peptidase activity; ATP hydrolysis activity; metalloendopeptidase activity
Source: RefSeq, a predicted model, not a curated record
AUGUUGGCUCGUGCUGUCGCUGGUGAAGCCGAAGUUCCUUUCUUGUUUGCUUCUGGUUCAAGCUUUGACGAAAUGUUUGUCGGUGUCGGAGCAAAGCGAGUGCGCGAGCUGUUUGCCGCUGCCAGGAAAAAGUCCCCGGCCAUCAUUUUCAUUGAUGAACUGGAUGCCAUCGGAUCCAAACGAAGUGCCAAGGACCAACACUACAUGAAGCAAACCCUCAACCAGCUUUUGGUUGAGCUUGAUGGUUUCGAACAGUCUGAGAACGUUGUCGUUAUCGCCGCAACCAAUUUCCCCGAGUCUCUCGACAAGGCCUUGACUCGUCCUGGACGUUUUGACAGACAUGUCGUCGUUGGUCUCCCCGAUGUUCGCGGACGUAUCGAAAUCCUCAAGCAUCACAUGACCGGUGUCCAGUCUGACGUGGACGUCGACCCUAGCGUCAUUGCUCGAGGCUGUCCGGGUAUGAGCGGGGCAGACUUGCAAAAUUUGGUCAACCAAGCGGCUGUGAAGGCCUCUCGUGAUGGUGCCACCAAGGUCCAAUUGUCUCACUUCGAGUGGGCCAAGGACCGAAUUCUCAUGGGGGCCGAGAGGAAAUCACACUACGUCACUGAGGCUUCCAAGAGGGCAACUGCUUACCACGAAGGUGGGCAUGCCCUCGUUGCGUUGCAUACACCCGGCGCCAUGCCGCUUCACAAAGUUACGAUCAUGCCUCGAGGCCAGGCCCUUGGUAUCACCUUCCAGUUGCCGGAACAGGACAAAGACUCGUACUCACGACGCGAAUAUAACGCGAUGAUUGAUGUCGCCUUGGGCGGUCGUGCGGCAGAGGACAUGAUCUUUGGGCACGAUGAUGUCACGUCAGGAUGUUCGAGUGAUCUUCAGCGUGCCACAGACGUUGCUGCCAGGAUGAUCAGAAGUUACGGAUUCAGCGACAAGAUUGGGUUGGUGGCACAUGGCGAUGAGGAAUCUGUCUACUUGUCGGGCAAGAAGAAGGAUGAGAUUGAAAGCGAGAUCAGAAGCUUUCUUGAUACAAGUAUGAACCGAGCCGCCGAUUUGCUCAAGACGCACGAAGGCGAACUUCACAAGCUGGCAGAGGCUCUCGUAGAGUAUGAGACAUUGUCUCUCGACGAAGUCAAACAAAUUCUCGCAGGCAGACGGUUAGACAGACCGACAAGCGAGGGUGCAAGCCUGGUAGGGGAGGCAGAGAGGGAGGGUAAAGGCGCGGUUGUAGAAGGCAUUUGA